This is a messenger RNA of Jaminaea rosea, 2747 nucleotides long. RefSeq lists its product as hypothetical. The record is from RefSeq and is a predicted model, not a curated record. The coding region runs from base 343 to 2484 and encodes 713 amino acids. Lineage: Eukaryota; Fungi; Basidiomycota; Exobasidiomycetes; Microstromatales. The transcript has a single exon.
CGAGGAUCUUUCUCGUCGGGGCAUUUGACCGGCCGCCUGCCAUGCAGCCUGGACCCGCUUGCCCACAGCCAACUGGGACCGUGGCCACGGUCACGGCUGCAACGCAUUGAUACCACGCAGAACACAUCUCAGACUUCCUCCUUUUUCUCUUCAUCCCCUAGUCCCUCGCCCCUCGUCCGAUUUCCAGGCUUUCCCGCCUGCGGCUCUCCCUCUCCCUGUCUAUCCUUACCUCUUCAGAGCCACUCCUCUUCCUCUUCAAGUCAUCCCUCCGUCUUCGCAUUUUCUUUCUUCCUGCCACCGACUCAGCACUGCCCUGUUGUCCCCGCACUAUCUCUCGCAACAAUGUCAGGCUGUGGCGAGCCCUACGCUACCGCCACUCUUUAUUCGACGAGGACCACGGUUCUUCCCACUGUUGUUGUGGCUACCGUUUCUCCCGCCGCCACGAACGAUGACGGCAAUUCUGGAGGACAGAUCCUCACCACCUUCACUUCCUCCUACACAACUACUGCGCUUCUCCCUACGAGCACCCUCUAUGCCACUCCGACCUGCGCCUCGACCACCGCAAGCGCUAGUGCCACUGGAGGCGGUGCAGGGUCGCGCUCUACCUCGGCCGUUGUCCCCACAGGGAUGACCAGCAGCACCAAGACGCAGACGCUCACCUCUGCCCUCGCCACUGUCAGCGAUGCCGGUGGACGUCAGUCCGUCGUGUACGUCACCUACACCCAGACACUCGCCUCUCCCCAGCCAGUCUACGUCACCACCGUCAUCCCGGCUGCAGCUGAGACGUCGGCGGCGGGUUCUUCUUCGUCCGCGUCCAACAAGUCGACACACAAGGGCGCUGUGAUUGGCGGAGUCGUGGGAGGUGUGAUCGCCCUCGCAGCGCUCUUCCUUCUCGUCCUCUUCUGCCUUCGCAAACGACGACAUCAAAGGGGCCAAGUCUCCCUCGACGAGCUCUUCAGGCGAUCAGCAGGCGGCAUGCGUGGUGACCGUGGCGAUGACGAUGAAGAGGAUGGGCGCACCAUAGCGGGCGUUUCGCGCAACAACUCCGGCGCAUCGACUAAGGCUGCAAUGGCUGGGAUGGAAGGAGCAGGGCCUGGCGUAGUGAACAUCGAGGACGAAAUGGUCGAGGGCCAAAUCGGCAAUGGUAUCGUGCCUACCCUAGGCCGCAGUGCGUCAAAGGGCGCCACUUUGUCGCCUACCUUUCCCUUGUCCAUCAGCACGACGGCAGCCAAUGGCAGUGCAGCCACGGGCCUUCUUGCCCGCUCUGGCAGCGAGAGUAGCAAAGCACCAACGCCUUACAAUGUCACGCCGCCGUCAGGUGGUAACAGCGACCCCAGCACGCCCUACGAGGACCCACAGUCUCCUCCCUUGGCCGAUGCUAGUAUCAUGGCUUUCGUAGGUGGGCGACCAGCUUCCUACGCUGGGCACUUUGGCUCUCCACCCAGCUCUCCGAAGGCAGCCACACCAGGAGGUACGACGGUCGCUUUGCCGCCAGCCGUAUGGUCGGGAAGCAGCUCCCACCAGCAGCCACAGCACUACCCUACCCUGUCUCGCCCGCGUUCAGUCGGCAACAUGGAUCUGCACUUUAUACCCUCGUCACGGCCAACCAGCCCAACCUACUACGCAAAUGGACCACAGCAGCCACGAUCGCCACCUCUGUGCCCUACCUCGCCUCCCUUUGUCGCUCCUGGCGGCCAGCAUCGUCCCAACCUCGGAGGGCCGCAACGCUCCACCUCGCCGCCGCCAAAUGGUGCAAUGUGGCGCUCGCCUCCACUGAAAGCUAGCUCACCACCUUCAACAGCCAAUGGCAACCCACACCGCACACCCAGCGGAGGUUUUGCUCGUGGACCAGACGGAUCUGCUCGUCUCGGCAAAGGCAACCGUACGCUCAGCUGGGGAAGUGGGAGCAUGGCACAAUUGCAAGCCCUCACGUCUUCCACACCUUCAUCGAACCAGCAGCAGCCGCAGCAGCAGCAGCAGCAGCAAGAGCCCAGCUUCGGUGUGCAACCCCGCGGCCCGCGACAUUCCACACAGUACCAGCCUCGCAGACAACAAACUGCCUCCCCCCCGCCUCCCGGCACGCACAGCGCUGAUUGGCCGCCGAGCCGAUAUGGGCAUCUUGACGUCGCAUUUGGUGCUGCGCGCCCAGCAGGAGGAUCUUCAAAUGGCUCAUCCGCAGCGAGUACCCCGCCCGCUACAUCACCCAAUCCCGCGUCAACACCGACAGAGUCAGCAACAGGGCUGACCGGCAGCGAGACAGUCCGCAGCGUGGACUCUUCAAAGUACUGGAAAUCGCCCAUUGACUCUACAUCCCCUCCACUGUCGCAGCAGCAGCAGCAGCAGCCUGCUCUCGCUCAGCCAGUCGCAAAGCACGGCUCUGCCACCCCUGUCGAGGACGAUGAAGACACUUCGGCGGCAUUGGCAGCGGAGAAGGCAUUGUGGGGUAGAAAACUGUUCGUGACAAAUGCGGAGGAUGAGUCAUGAUGGUGCCCCUUUGUAUUUACCUCUACGUCAUAGACAGCAAUGCAGAUGGAAGAGGUGCUUUGAUUGCUAUUUGGAGAAUGUGGUGGUCUGGGUGUGGCUGUGACUGUCAUGAUGGAGAGUAGGUACAUUGAGACGACGAUGAUUGUCUUCAUCGACCAUUCGACGGACAGCGAGCGUCGCGCUGCCAGCCUCUCUAUUUGGCUUCUCCCAUUCUCUACUUCGCGACCUCCUCCGUCUUUCCGCUCAAAUCAACGUCGUCAUCC